Messenger RNA from Drosophila sechellia, 261 nucleotides. Its product is annotated as stellate protein CG33236/CG33240/CG33244/CG33245. The transcript is spliced from 2 exons. Gene Ontology annotation, cellular component: protein kinase CK2 complex; cytoplasm. Gene Ontology annotation, molecular function: protein kinase regulator activity. The record is from RefSeq and is a predicted model, not a curated record. NCBI's taxonomy places the organism in Eukaryota, Metazoa, Arthropoda, Insecta, Diptera, Drosophilidae. The coding region runs from base 1 to 261 and encodes 86 amino acids.
AUGGCAUACCAGAACAACAACAACAGCAGCUGCAUCAGAUGGUUCCUCGGGAUCAACGAGUUCCUCUGCCGCGUACCCAUCGACUACAUUCAGGAGACGUUCAACCAGAUGAGCCUGGAGUACUUCACCGAGACACUGCAAGUGAUCCUGAAUCCGGUGUUCGACAGUUCCUUGGAUUGGGUCUUCGGCGAUGAGGAGAAGUGGUACGGCAUGAUCCACGCCCGAUACAUCAUGUCGGAGCGAGGAGUGGAUGAUACGUAA